AUGUCAAUGCCAGAUCCUUAUCAGUCGUUCGACUUCUGGGACUCCUUGAAGAAGCAACGGCUUGUGGAGCUGCAAUACGACGAGCUCCUGGCCGGCUCGCCCGCGCACCGCGCAGAUCUACUGGCACGACUUCAUACGGAAUACAAGACCAUUCUACACAUUGCUUCAGAUAUUAUGAGCUCGCGCAAUGCCUGCGCACCCGUAUCCGCUCUCCCGGCCGAGAUACUCCAUCAUACAUUCACCUUUGCCGCCGAAAAUGCGUAUCCGAGAUGGAGGUUGCGCGGCGGUUACGAUCGUGAACUUGUUACAGCUCAAGGAGACGUUGGAUGGAUUGCGGUAGCUCGUGUCUGCAGACGCUGGCGACACGUUUGUUAUACUACACCGCGAUAUAGCCAAUAUACUCGCCUUUUGACGAAGACCCAGUCAUUUGCAGUCACGGGGCUGGGCGACCGCGAGUUGAAGCUGUUGCGAGCAGUGCCUAUACCAUCUGCUGUGUCAUGGCUCAGGACGUUACGUCUAGAAGGCCUAUCUGGUCUGAAGCUAUCCGAAACUCUCGGUCUGCUUUCUCAGACACCGCUGCUCGAAGACCUCUCUAUCUUGGAAUGCAAGUGGGUCGACCACACACUGGACGAGCCGGGCUCCGUCCGGAUCAACCUCUCAAGGCUGAGAGGCUUGACGAUGGAUCACCUCUAUGUUCCGACCAGAUCCGACGCUGCAGGCGCUGGCAAGCUUUUCAGGCUCUUUCUCAACUGCCUACUCUACCCGCACGAUACCGCACGACGGUUCCGUCCAACAUUCAGUGGGACUCCGGAUGCGGCGCAGCAGGAUAUGAUUAUGAUGCAAAGUCUUGUCAGGCGCAUCGUGCAAGACAUUCAGCUGCACGGCUCGCUAGUCUGCGCCUGUCUUGACCCAGACUAUGAUGACGACGAAGGGCGAGAUGAUAUCAUGUGGUUCAGGCCAGAUAUGGUGUCCUUCGAAGAUCUGAUAUCUCACUAUUAUUACCGUCUGCAAGUCAAACGCAGAGUCUGGCCCAUGUCCAUUGUCACUGGCGCACUUCCUACCAGGUCUAUCCUCGCCGAUAGCGAAAUCGUCGACCAGCUACGCGAUGUCACCAUGCUUUCCCUCCCGUUCGAUUCUCUCACCUGCCUGACCCACCCGUCGGUUGGCAUAACGCAUGCUGUUCUGUUCGAUGUUUUCUCCCAGAUCCGGGUAUUGCAAACAUCAGUCCAACACGAGUUGAAUGGCUUCUCCUGGACCUUUCUCUCCCAGGUGCUCGACCCGUCGACGAGGGAUGGAUUUCCCCUUCCACUCCUUGAGGAACUCUGGCUCUGCCCAAUCAUACAGCGGGAGAAUGUGAUGAAUCACAUCUUAUCUCGUAUGAGACAACGGGUCUCCCAUCCCGAAAACAGGUUGCAUACCCUUCGGCUACACCUGAAACGGCCGCCAUCGGAGGACGAGGAGGGUCAUCGGCAAGCCGUCGAACUCGAGGCCCUCGUGCAUGUCAUCUGGAGCAAGAGCACUUAUUGUAGCAUAGACUCAGACAGCGAGUAG
Molecule: messenger RNA, 1551 nt
Organism: Peniophora sp. CBMAI 1063
Lineage: Eukaryota; Fungi; Basidiomycota; Agaricomycetes; Russulales; Peniophoraceae
Source: the annotation of a GenBank genome assembly